Amphimedon queenslandica is the source of this 615-nucleotide messenger RNA. RefSeq names its product cathepsin Z-like. The annotation marks the transcript as partial. Gene Ontology annotation, biological process: proteolysis. The record is from RefSeq and is a predicted model, not a curated record. NCBI's taxonomy places the organism in Eukaryota, Metazoa, Porifera, Demospongiae, Haplosclerida, Niphatidae. Gene Ontology annotation, molecular function: cysteine-type peptidase activity. The transcript has 4 exons.
CAUGGUUGUGACGGAGGUGAUCCUACAGCUGCUUAUUCUUAUAUUUAUGAAAAUGGUGUACCGGAUGAGACAUGCACCAACUACCUGGCAAAGACCCAGUCUUGUGAGCCAGAGAAUGUUUGCCGUAACUGUGACCCAUCAGGGAAGUGUUUCGCUGUACAGAAAUACACCAAAUAUCAGGUGACAGAACAUGGUAGAGUAUCAGGAGAGGAUAAGAUGUUGAGUGAGAUCUUUGCACGAGGCCCCAUUGCCUGUACUAUAGCAGUGACUGCAGCCUUUGAACAAUACACUGGAGGAGUCUUUAAUGACACUACUGGAGCUAAAUCACUGGAUCAUGAGAUAUCCAUUGCUGGUUGGGGAGUUACUAGUGGAGGAGUUAAAUACUGGAUUGGACGCAACUCAUGGGGUACCUAUUGGGGUGAAGCUGGCUGGUUUAGGUUGAUAAGAGGAGUUGAUAAUCUUGGGGUUGAGUCCAACUGUGACUGGGCUGUCCCUGCUGCUAUUCACUAACUACUGAACUCCUACAGCUGCUUACCAUUGUAUUAUUGUAUAUUUUGUGUAGUUCCCUUUUGUUAUUUAUUGCUGGCUCAGCUGUUUGCUUUGAUCUUUACCUUA